Messenger RNA from Ectocarpus sp. CCAP 1310/34, 375 nucleotides. Lineage: Eukaryota; Phaeophyceae; Ectocarpales; Ectocarpaceae. The record is from the annotation of a GenBank genome assembly.
AUGCCAGCUGUUCCGUUCUUAUGUUCGCUCUCCGGCCUCCCCUGCAACACCGCUGUCGCGGCCCAACCAAUCAUCAAGCAAACGGUCAAAGAACUGGUCGACAACGCGAUAGACUCUUGCCGAUGCCGGGCCUCAGAACAAGACGCCCCGACGGUGCGGGUUGUGCUCCGCAGGUCAGCGGCAGGGGCAACCGUCGCCGAGGGGGUAGUGGAGGACCUCGACCUGGAUGAAGAACCUCUGGAACUUCAGGUUGCGGACAACGGCGCCGGGUUGACGGACGUUACCAAGGCCGUUGGGCUCUUCUCUUCCACCAAGUCCGGCCACACGCCGCCGGUCGCUCCAGGUGUCUCUCCGAAACCAACGAGCCUGCGGUAG